Molecule: messenger RNA, 2286 nt
Organism: Colletotrichum chrysophilum
Lineage: Eukaryota; Fungi; Ascomycota; Sordariomycetes; Glomerellales; Glomerellaceae
Exons: 5
Coding region: 1-2286 (761 amino acids)
Molecular function (GO): long-chain-alcohol oxidase activity; FAD binding
Source: RefSeq, a predicted model, not a curated record
AUGGGUUUGCCGGAAGAGGUCUCCAAGCUUGAGCUUCCGGUGCUGCCGACCUCUGACUUUUGGAACGAGACGCAAUGGAGCGUUCUGUUUUCCUUGCUCGAGGCGGCGUUGCCGUCCAUCGCGCGGCCCGCGACCCUCUCAGACAAAACGAACCAGGUCCGAGUGUCUGAGGCCGAAUAUGCGCAGGCUCUCCAGCUGGUCCAGAAUACUAUGAAGAACCCCCCGUCAGAGGAGAAGUUUCAGGAGUACCUAGCACACUGUCCCGCGAAGGAACCCAAGUUCGUCGAGAGCGUCACGAGAACCCUGGCCGCGCUGCCUAGUGCUGCCCAGAAAACGCUGGGUGGUGCAAUGGGCGCGUUGGGAACCCGCACCGGUACAUGGUUUCUCACGGGGUACUGGACCCCGGCCAACCAGCAACCGCUCUACGUUCGUGAGAGGAUGCUCAAGGCGUGGCAGACCUCCAGAGUGCCGACUAUCCGCGUCUUGUCAAAGUCACUAUGUCUGCUGGCCCAGAAGUGCGCCGUGCAGACCAGCCCCCUGUUCAGAGAAUUGACUGACUACACCGACAUGCCUGAUUUCCAGACGCACGGCGAGGGCUUCGACUUCAAUUUCAUGCAGUUCGAGUCGUCAGCCUCACCGGCCAUUGUCGAGACCGACGUCGUCAUUGUUGGCUCUGGCUGCGGAGGCGCCGUCGCUGCCAAGGUCCUGUCUGAGGCGGGCCACAAGGUGCUCGUCGUAGACAAGUCAUACUAUUUCCCGCCCUCGCAGCUGCCCAUGACUCAGGACACGGGGUGUCAGUACCUGUACGAGAACGGCGGCUUCAUCACCAGCGAUGACAACUGCCUCAACAUGGUUGCCGGCAGCUGCUGGGGAGGUGGCGGCACCGUCAACUGGAGCGUUAGCUUGCAGACUCAGGGCUUUGUGAGAAAGGAGUGGUCUGAGCAGCGCGGCCUGCCCUUCUUCACCUCGCCGCAGUUCCAAAACUCGUUGGACAAGGUAUGCGAUUUCAUGGGCGUUAGCGCCGACAAGAUCAAGCACAACCACCGCAACAAGGUGCUGCUUGACGGGUCCCGGAAGCUCGGGUGGCACGCGGCCACAGCCCCGCAGAACACCGGCGGCGCGGAGCACUACUGCGGCCAGUGCCAUCUCGGCUGUGGAUCGACGGAGAAGCAGGGUCCCACCGUCAGCUGGCUUCCGGCGGCGGCGGCUUCAGGAGCCAAGUUCAUUGAAGGAUUUGAGGUCGAGAAGGUCACUUUCGACGAGACCACAGGCUCGAAGCGUGCGACCGGUGUCGUCGGAAAGUGGAUCUCGAGGGAUUCUAACGGAAACGUGAGCACGCCGGUGGAGCAGAGGACCACGAGGCAGGUCAUCAUCAAAGCCAAGAAGGUCAUCAUGUCUGCCGGCUCUGUGUCGAGUCCUCUCGUGUUGCUGAGGAGUGGUCUCACAAACCGACACAUUGGGCGCAACCUCUACGUACACCCCUGCAAUUUUGUCGGCGGAUAUUGGAAGGAGGAUGCGAAGCCAUGGGAGGGUGGCAUCAUCACAAGCUACUGCUCCACAUUCGAAGAUCUGGACAAAGCAGGCCAUGGUGUGAAGCUCGAACCAACCUGCAUGAUCCCCUACGCGAUUCUCUCAAGCAUGCCUUGGCAGAGCGGGCUCGCCGCGAAGAUGGCCGAACUUCGCUUCCGCCACUUUGGCGCCUUCAUCUCCUUGACCCGCGACCGCGAUCCGGGCCGCGUGUACCCGGAUCCCAUCACCGGCCGGCCGCGCAUCGACUACGUAGUGUCGGACUUUGACCGCGCCAACACCCUCGAGGGUGUCAUCGCCCUCGCCAAGAUCUGCUACGUCGAAGGCGCGUCUGAGAUUCACGCCUUCUUCCCCGGUCUUGCGCCUUUCGUCAAGGAAGACCACGCCGAGCCGCCCGAGAAGUCCAUGGCCGACCUCUCAUCGUCCUCCCACGAGAACGGACUGGAACACGACGGCACGCUCGACGGCGUCAACGACCCCAAGUUCAACGCUUGGCUCGAGGAGGUCAGAAAGGUGGGCAACGCGCCGCCCGUGGCCAUCUUCUCAUCUGCGCACCAGAUGGGGACGUGCAGGAUGGCGCCGAAUGAGGACGAGGGUGUUGUAGGGCCCAAGGGACACGUCUGGGGCACAGAGAACCUGUUCGUGGCGGAUGCGAGCGUGUUCCCAAGCGCCAGCGGCGUCAACCCGAUGAUUACCAACAUGGCCAUUGCCGACUGGAUCGCGGCGGGAAUCGCAAAGGAGCUGAAGACGGAGGCUUGA